Messenger RNA from Oryza brachyantha (malo sina), 2415 nucleotides. RefSeq names its product probable N6-adenosine-methyltransferase MT-A70-like. Gene Ontology annotation, cellular component: RNA N6-methyladenosine methyltransferase complex. Bases 40 to 2142 code for a protein of 700 amino acids. The transcript is spliced from 7 exons. Lineage: Eukaryota; Viridiplantae; Streptophyta; Magnoliopsida; Poales; Poaceae. The record is from RefSeq and is a predicted model, not a curated record.
CCCCAAACCCCAGUGUGACCUCUCCGCCGCGCUGCAGCAAUGGAGGCGCAGGCGGACGACGACAUCGCCGCCUUGCGCGAGCAGUGCCGGAGCCUGGAGGAGGCCAUAGGCUUCCGCCGGGAGACGCAGCUGGGCCUCGUCGCUUCCCUCCAGCGCCUCGUCCCCGACCUCGUCCCCUCCCUCGACUGCUCGCUCCGCAUCAUCGCCGCCUUCAACGGCCGCCCCUUCGUCCCCACCCCGAACCCCGACGCCGCCCACGGUAAGGGCCCCGCCGCCCUCAAGCCCCACCAGCGCCGCGCCCUCCCCGACCCGGCUCGCUCCACCCGCCGCAAGACCUCGCCCGGAUCCUCCCCUGCCUCCGUCGCCGCCGCACCCGGCGGCCUCGACGCCGUGCGCACCAUGGUCGCCGUGUGCCUUCUGGAGCUCGUCCCCUUCGCCGAGAUCGACGCCGCCGCGCUCGCCCGCCGCCUGCAGGCGGAAAACUCUUCUGCCAGCGAGGCCGAGCGGACUGCUCUCGCUGACCUAGCGGCCGAACUCGGUGGCUCCGCGGCCUCCGCUGUAGUCCUCGCUCUCCGACGCAUAGCCGAGGACAACGGCGGUGUGCAGAUCGAGGAGGCCAUGAUUGGGGGCAAGUCGAUGACGAUGGUCUGGGCCAUCGACCGGAGCAAGCUCCUCAAGGAACUGCCAGAAUCUGCUACUUUGCCCCAACUCCAACCUCCGCCAGCUCUUCAGGCAGCCCCCUCUGAGACCGAUGCUAGCAGCGCGAUGAUACCAAGGACACCGCAACAGCAGCCGGAUAUGUGGCCGCAUGCGAUGCCGCCAAUAUUCCCACGGCCGAGGGGCAUGGCUAUGCAGGGGAUGCAGAGGGUGCCUGGCGUGCCGCCAGGUAUGAUGCCGCUGCAGCGGCCAUUCAUGGGGCCAGCUGGAGUUAUCGCAAUGGGUGGGGGUAUGGGGCCUAACCCAACCCAGCAGAAGCAGAAGACCGAGGAGGACGAACUUAAGGAUCUGGAGCUGCUGCUGAACAAGAAGACAUAUAGAGAGAAGCAGAACACCAAGACAGGGGAGGAACUUUUGGAUCUCAUUCACCGGCCCACAGCGAAGGAGACGGCUGUGGCAGCAAAGUUUAAAACAAAAGGUGGCUCCCAACUGAAGGAAUAUUGUACCAACUUAACUAAAGAAGAUUGCCGACGCCAGAGUGGAUCUUUUGUUGCCUGUGACAAGGUCCACUUCCGCCGUAUUAUUGCUCCUCAUACUGAUACAAACCUAGGAGAUUGCUCGUUUCUGGACACUUGCCGCCACACAAAGACUUGCAAGUAUGUCCACUACGAGCUUGACCAAACACCAGAUAUACCUCCAAUGAUGGCUGGUGGCCUUGCACCCCCAAGGCAAAUUAGACCCCAGAGAGCUGAAUAUUGUUCAGAAAUAGAGCUUGGAGAAGCUCAAUGGAUAAAUUGUGACAUCCGAAACUUCAGGAUGGACAUCUUAGGGCAGUUUGGAGUAAUUAUGGCUGAUCCCCCUUGGGAUAUUCAUAUGGAAUUGCCAUAUGGCACAAUGGCUGAUGAUGAAAUGAGGACUCUUAAUGUUCCUGCUUUACAAACUGAUGGUUUGAUUUUCUUAUGGGUCACUGGUCGUGCAAUGGAACUUGGUCGGGAGUGUUUGGAGCUUUGGGGUUACAAGCGUGUUGAGGAAAUUAUUUGGGUGAAGACCAAUCAACUUCAACGUAUUAUUCGAACUGGCCGCACUGGUCACUGGUUGAAUCAUAGUAAAGAACAUUGCCUUGUUGGAAUAAAAGGAAACCCUUUAGUGAACAGAAACAUUGACACUGAUGUUAUUGUUGCUGAAGUCCGUGAAACAAGCAGAAAACCCGAUGAGAUGUACCCCAUGCUAGAAAGAAUAAGCCCAAGGACAAGGAAGCUGGAACUUUUUGCAAGAAUGCAUAAUGCACAUGCUGGAUGGCUUUCCCUGGGUAACCAGUUAAAUGGAGUAAGGCUUGUUGAUGAAGGAUUGAGAGCACGGUACAAAGCUGCUUAUCCUGAUUCAGAGGUUCAGCCGCCAUCACCUCCCAGGGCAACCGCCCCUAUGGAUGGUGAUCCAAGCACGUCACAGAAACCUACUGUAUCAGACGGCGAGAGGCCUGCCUGAUGUAGUGACGUUAGCAGUCGGCACCUUACACUCAGGAAUCAUCGUGCAAGGAUGCACACACCUUGUACGACAGUAUUUAUCACUCGUUGGUUUUUCACUGAGAAGUUACACCGGUUGUAAAAUUAAUCAGGUUGGUUUUCUUAGAAGUAACUCCAGUUGUAAAAUUGUUGUUUUUGGUCGCUCGAGAAAUGUAAGAGUGAAGAGGUGCUGGGUUUUGUAAUGUUGGCAGACAUCCAUCUAAUAGAAGCCUCUACUGAUCUUGCUAAUUUGUCA